This is a messenger RNA of Lacerta agilis (Sand lizard), 2744 nucleotides long. It is a transcript of the gene RAP1GAP, whose product is annotated as RAP1 GTPase activating protein. Gene Ontology annotation, biological process: regulation of small GTPase mediated signal transduction; activation of GTPase activity. Gene Ontology annotation, molecular function: GTPase activator activity. The transcript is spliced from 23 exons. The record is from RefSeq and is a predicted model, not a curated record. Lineage: Eukaryota; Metazoa; Chordata; Lepidosauria; Squamata; Lacertidae. Bases 156 to 2423 code for a protein of 755 amino acids. Gene Ontology annotation, cellular component: cytoplasm; membrane.
GCUCCUGCGAGCAAGGAGGCGGCGGGAGGGAGCUUUCGCCAUGGAAGCUGCCCAUCCCGCGGCAGAGGCACAGAGCCUCCAGCGCCCCAGGCCGGGUGUGGGCAGGAUCUGAACCCGAGACCCACGAAACUGCAGCAGCAGCAGGAGGAAGGCUGAUGGCCGAGUGGCAAACCCUCCCGGGGACCCCCGAGCUGCCCCCUCCUCGGAGGAGGGAAUCCGUAGAGGAUGGCUGGAGCAACACAGAGCUGUUUGAAAUGAUUGAGAAGAUGCAGGGCAGCAGAAUGGAUGAACAGAGAUGCUCCUUCCCUCCUCCGCUGAAGACUGAAGAGGACUACAUCCCCUAUCCCAGCGUCCACGAGGUUCUGGGCCGAGAGGGCCCCUUCCCCCUCAUCUUGCUGCCGCAGUUUGGGGGCUACUGGAUCGAAGGCACCAACCACGAGCUGUCGAGCAUCCCUGAGACAGAGCUGCUCCAGUCCCCGACCUGCAAGGUGAAGUUGGAGAGCAACCACACAGCCCGGCUCUACCGGAAGCACUUCCUGGGCAAGGAGCACUUUAACUACUACUCUGUGGACGCGGCGUUGGGGCACCUUGUCUUCUCCCUCAAGUACGACGUGAUCGGAGAUCAAGAGCAUCUGCGCUUGCUCCUGCGGACGAAAUGUCGGACUUACCACGACGUCAUCCCCAUCUCCUGCCUGACCGAGUUCCCCAACGUUGUCCAGAUGGCAAAGUUGGUGUGCGAGGACGUCAACGUGGAUCGCUUUUAUCCCGUGCUGUACCCAAAGGCCUCUCGACUCAUCGUGACCUUUGAUGAACACGUCAUCAGCAAUAACUUCAAGUUCGGUGUCAUCUACCAGAAGCUGGGCCAGACUUCAGAAGAGGAGCUCUUCAGCACCACAGAGGAGAGCCCAGCAUUCAUCGAAUUCCUUGAAUUCUUGGGUCAGAAAGUCAAGUUGCAGGACUUCAAGGGGUUUCGGGGCGGCCUCGACGUGACCCACGGUCAGACAGGGACAGAGUCGGUCUACUACAACUUCCGAAACAAGGAGAUCAUGUUCCACGUCUCCACCAAGCUGCCCUACACGGAGGGGGAUGCCCAGCAGCUGCAGAGGAAACGGCACAUCGGGAACGACAUUGUGGCCAUCAUCUUCCAGGACGAGAACACGCCCUUUGUCCCGGACAUGAUCGCCUCCAACUUCCUGCACGCCUACAUUGUAGUGCAAGCUGAGAAUCCCUGUACGGAGAACACUCUCUACAAGGUCUCUGUCACUGCCCGGGACGAUGUGCCUUUCUUUGGACCCCCGUUGCCCAACCCGGCCGUUUUCCGAAAGGGCCCCGACUUCCAAGAAUUCCUCCUGACGAAGCUGAUCAACGCCGAGUACGCCUGCUACAAGGCGGAGAAGUUUGCCAAACUGGAGGAGCGCACGCGGACAGCUCUGUUGGAGACCCUCUACGAGGAGCUGCACCUCAACAGCCAGUCCAUGAUGGGCCUCGGGGGAGAUGAGGACAAGAUGGAGAACGGCAGCGGGAGCAGCGGGGGCUUCUUCGAGUCCUUCAAGAGAGUGAUCCGCAGCCGCAGCCAGUCAAUGGAUGCCAUGGGGCUCAGUGGCAAGAGGCAGAACACUGUCUCCACCAGCCACAGCGGGAGUUUUGGCCACAACAACCCCGACAUCGCCAAAGCCGCAGGCAUAUCAUUGCUUGUCCCCGGAAAAACGCCAACUAGGUACGGACGACGAGGCAGCGCCAUAGGCAUAGGAACCAUAGAAGAGUCCCUGAUAGUCCCUGGAAAGAGCCCGACACGGAAGAAAUCGGGGCCCUUCAGCUCCCGGAGGAGCAGCGCCAUCGGGAUUGAGAACAUCCAGGAGGUGCAGGAGAAAAGGGAAAGCCCCACUGGGACCCAGAAGACUCCGGACAGCGGCCAUGUAUCUCAAGAACCCAAGUCUGAGAACUCAUCCAAUCAGAGCUCUCCAGAGAUGCCCACCACCAAGAACAGACCGGAUCCUGUAGCCCCCAAGCCAGACGCCCUGCGCGAUUUCUCGCGUUCCUCCUCCAGCGCUAGCAGCUUUGGCAGCGUGGCAGAAGAGGGGGGCCACGAUGAAGACACCGGCAUGGAGAGCCAGUCCUCAUCAGGCACCCCCCACAAGCGGGACUCUUUCAUCUACAGUACCUGGCUGGACGACAGCCUCAGCAACACCAGUGGAGGCAGCUCACCAGGCCCUUCUCGCUCUCCGCAGCCAGACCCCAGGAAAUCUACGGACCCCUCUUGUCCAGAAAUAAAAAUCCAGCUGGAACAGUCUGAGAGGCAACCUCCCCACCUGCACACGGCGAAGAAGCACAAGCUGAGGGAAUUGCGGAAGGCCCCCAUCUUCGUCACGGCACAAGACUACUGCCCGGCCGGCAAAGCUGACCUGCCCAAGCCGCCAUCUUAAACAAGCAGCUGCCUCCCCUUACUCUCCUUCCGGACUCUUUUGGUAGGGCAGCAAGGCAUGCUGGGACUGGCCAGGCCUUGAGGAGAGGCUCUCGAGGUCCCUGCCUAAUCCCUGUCCCCUCCAUGAGCUGUGCUCGACACCCCCUUGUCCCACCCCAUUAUUAGGUCUGGCCCUCCGCGGACGACAUCUCGCAGCCAUCAGUGAUGACUGGCAGGCCCAACUGUGAAGCCAAGAUGAGGACAUGGCGCUCUUUGAAUCAAAACGUGGACAAUCACCCACCCACAUCCAGAUUCCCCCCAGCCCUUUUCUGCGGCGGCAAUG